AUGCAUACUCCUAGUUCUGCAUCAGGUGAAGCUCUUAAUGAUGAUGCUCAUUACAUCAAUAGCUAUAACAAGAAAUUGAAAGUUGCAAAAAAUAAAGCCGUAGCAUUAUCAAGAAAUAACGAUGAUUUAACUACACCAAUAUCGGCACAAUCAUCACAAGUAUGGAAAUAUGCCAUACGUUGUCAAAAUUCUAAUUUUUCAAUUUGUUGUUUAUGUCCAAAUGAUAAUAAAAUUUCAAUAAACAAUGGGUGGACAUCGACUUUACGUAGACCUUUGAUUACAAAACAUCAACUACAUGAAUUAACAUUACUAAGUUAUGAGCCUCCAAGUCGAUUCUCAGUAACUCGUCAUUUAAAACAUCUUUAUAAAUUUCAUGUUAAGAAACUAGUUGAUGAUUUAGCAUUAAUUGAUGAUAUUUCAAUAACUCUGGAUUUAUGGAGAAAUAAACAGAUGCGAUCAUUCUUAGUAAUUACUGAUAAUUUGAAUAACAGGCUGAAUGAUUCAGAACAGAAGGUAACAAAUAUUGAACAAAUAGACAAUAAUGAUGAUAUUAUUGAACCCGGUGAACAUGAUGAAAUCAUUAUAAAUAUUGCUGGUGAUGAAUCAUCGGAAAUAUUUGAUUCGAACGACGAAGAACAAUUAUUAUUUGAUAACAGUGAUGAAGAAUGCGUGGAUAAUUGGACAACAGAUGUUAUUCAAUCAGAUUAUGAUACUGUUCGUAAACAAAAUAUGAUUUUAUUUGUAUUGAAAAAAUGUCGUGGUUUAACGUCAAUGAUUAAACGAUCAACAAUUAUUACAUUAUAUUUUGAUGCUGAACGAAAAAAAUAUUAA
This is a messenger RNA of Rotaria sp. Silwood1, 831 nucleotides long. The record is from the annotation of a GenBank genome assembly. NCBI's taxonomy places the organism in Eukaryota, Metazoa, Rotifera, Eurotatoria, Philodinida, Philodinidae.